CGUCUCGUGCUUCCGACGACCUUGCAUUCUGGCAUGCUGUGGGCGAGGGAGAGAUUCGAGCCAUUUAAAGAAAGCUAGAUGACUCGCUGAAACGGCUUUCUAUCGAAGGCCCCCUACACCCCCCAAAAAGAAAAAAAAAAAAAAGAAUCCAAUCUUCUUGCCUGGCUUCAAGCAAGCAAUGCACUCUUUCUUCUUUUUCGCAGCAGUCGCAAUGGUGGCCUCUGAUGGUCUGGCGGCACCCUCGCGUCGCCACACCGUGCCCCUCUCGGAAUUGCUGGAGCGAGGUAUGCCCGCUGCUCGCACGCCAGCAACUUUGGACACUCGAGACAAGACUGGCAACGGCACCCAUUGCCAGCAGGCUUUCCAGCCCUACGUGGAGUACUCGUCGACCACACAGAACGUAGGGCUUUGCAAUCCAGUCGACAUGGUCCAGAUUGCCAUGGACUAUGCUUGCAGUCCCAGUGCCGGCCCUGGGUCCUGCCACGCCGGACUGCAGCCCGACUGCUCCUUCAACGACAAGACCGUCAAGGUCGACCCUCCCGUGGGCCAGUGCACCGUGUCAAUCGACGGCCAGUGGCAAGACGGCCACGGCGACCUGCUGGGCAAGAUGGUCAUCGAGUCUCUCCGGGCCUACAUGGAUAAUCAGGGCGACAAGGCCUCCAAGACGCUCCAAGAGACUGGCUUUACGCUGCAGCAGUACAUCAUGCCAAGCAUCAUCGUUGCUGGCCUUCGAAACUACAACUACGGUCCUGGCGUCGAGACUCUCGACAAAGGCAAAGCCAGCAGCGGCAAAACACAUGCCAGCAACACUGACAAGCAGGCCGGUGAUUCGUGCGUGACCAUCUAUGCGAACGAUCCUCCCAAGAUGACCAUGACCGUGGACUGCAAGGCCGACGCGGGCAGCACAUUGACCUGUGACUCGCUCAAGGGCUUCCUCGGUGCGCUGGUCAGCAUUCUUGGAGGUCUUGUCAGCACCUUUGCACCCGAACUCAAGUUGCCAGAAGAGGCUCUGAAAAAGGGCCUCCAGUCCGCUGCUAUCAGCGCAGGCACCUCUGCAGCCACGACGGGAUCACAGACGGGUCUUGGGAACAGUGGAGUCUGCUCAAAGUAAAUACUCCCGAGCUCCGUGUACAUUUCGCUUUGAUUUCAGGCUUGCGUGCUGUUGCAAUAAUGAGC
Acaromyces ingoldii is the source of this 1176-nucleotide messenger RNA. RefSeq lists its product as hypothetical. The record is from RefSeq and is a predicted model, not a curated record. Bases 179 to 1111 code for a protein of 310 amino acids. The transcript has a single exon. NCBI's taxonomy places the organism in Eukaryota, Fungi, Basidiomycota, Exobasidiomycetes, Exobasidiales, Cryptobasidiaceae.